This is a messenger RNA of Lagopus leucura (white-tailed ptarmigan), 2142 nucleotides long. It is a transcript of the gene CALB1, whose product is annotated as calbindin 1. The coding region runs from base 65 to 853 and encodes 262 amino acids. Gene Ontology annotation, biological process: regulation of presynaptic cytosolic calcium ion concentration; regulation of long-term synaptic potentiation. The transcript has 11 exons. Gene Ontology annotation, cellular component: synapse; cytosol; nucleus. The record is from RefSeq and is a predicted model, not a curated record. Lineage: Eukaryota; Metazoa; Chordata; Aves; Galliformes; Phasianidae. Gene Ontology annotation, molecular function: calcium ion binding.
UCCGGCAGCGGGCACAGUCAGCACCGCGGACAGCGCCCCCACUGAGCCCCUCCGCACCCCCACCAUGACGGCGGAGGCGCACCUGCAGGGCGUGGAGAUCUCGGCCGCCCAGUUCUUCGAGAUCUGGCACCACUACGACUCCGACGGCAAUGGGUACAUGGAUGGGAAGGAGCUACAAAACUUCAUCCAGGAGCUGCAGCAGGCGCGGAAGAAGGCAGGCUUGGACUUAACACCUGAAAUGAAAGCAUUCGUGGACCAGUAUGGCAAGGCUACUGAUGGAAAAAUAGGAAUUGUUGAGCUUGCUCAGGUGUUGCCGACGGAGGAGAAUUUCCUGUUGUUCUUUAGGUGCCAGCAGCUAAAGUCGAGUGAAGAUUUCAUGCAGACAUGGAGAAAAUAUGACAGUGACCACAGUGGCUUCAUUGAUUCUGAGGAACUUAAGAGUUUCUUGAAAGAUUUAUUACAGAAAGCAAAUAAGCAGAUUGAAGACUCAAAGCUAACAGAAUAUACAGAAAUAAUGCUCAGGAUGUUUGAUGCAAACAAUGAUGGAAAGUUGGAGCUUACUGAACUAGCCAGGCUACUCCCAGUACAGGAAAAUUUUCUUAUUAAAUUUCAGGGUGUCAAAAUGUGUGCAAAAGAGUUCAAUAAAGCCUUUGAGAUGUAUGAUCAAGAUGGCAAUGGAUAUAUAGAUGAAAAUGAACUUGAUGCACUACUGAAGGAUCUCUGUGAAAAGAACAAAAAGGAAUUAGACAUUAACAACCUUGCGACAUACAAGAAAAGCAUCAUGGCCUUGUCUGAUGGAGGAAAGCUUUACCGAGCAGAACUGGCUCUCAUUCUUUGUGCUGAGGAAAAUUAAAACUCUUCUCUCAUGUCCACUUAACUAGUGAUGUAUUCUAUCUACACGAUAACUGUGCACUAUAAGGGAGUAGGCUGUAUUUUUAAACUGCAUAUAGAAAAUUAACCAGGAUGUGUGGCACAUUCCUUUAAGUUUGUUUCUAUAGUGUUUGUAAUGUACAGUUUUUGUAACAAUAAGAUUGAUAAAGAGAAUGUCUAUGUUUGGGCCAGUCUGUAUAUUCAAAAGAAACUAAAAAACACGUUGGGGUUGGAUUUUUUUUUUUUUUUUUUUUUUUUUUGCUUUCAUGAACAUGCCUGAAAAAAAAUUACACCUGCUGAUGUUGUUGUGGUUACCAUAUCCUUUGACACUUGCAACAUUUUUCCUUGUUGAUCUACAUAACAAAAGGUCUAGAAAUUUCUCUUCCACUUACAACUACACGUUUGGGUUUUUUGUUUGGGUUGUUGUUUUUUUGUUUUUGUUUUGUUUUGUUUGUUUUGUUGUUUUUUUUUAAUGUAAGAUACAAAUUCAGAAGAAAUAUGAUUUAGGCUGGAAAAGGAAAAAGAAGUAGGCAUGUCUACACUCCAAAAGUACACUCCAAGAAAUAUUUCCAGUUGUCAAACCACCACUUACAGGUCUGUGCUCUCUGCAGUUGAAAAACUACUCUUCUCAUUAUGAACUCCAAGUAUAUAGAGGAAGCAUUUAUCUGUGAUAGAUCUCCACACAGUAGUUGUCAAAAAUAUACUGUUCUCAAUCUUGCUGUUUAACUUUACUGAAUUUAAACAUAGGCACUUCAGAAACAAAUGCCUUUAAUCUGUCUUGGAAUCCUGAUUAAAUGACAGAUAGCAUAGUUAAUACACAGAUUAACAUAUGAUAUUAUAAGUGUACCUUUCAUGACUAUUGCUGUGUCAGAGAAUAUGACAAUCCAUUUUCUAAACUAUUUUCACAUUUUGCAGGUUAUAUUAUUCUAGUAAAUUGCUGUUUUUACAUCAUAUUCUGUGUAAUCUAUGAUUAAAUUUAAUAUCCUAAGACUAUUGUUGUCUAGUUUGUCUCUCUCCUGGAUGUUCUUUUCUGUACCAUGUAAAGGACAAAACAAUUAUUUUGAAAAAUUGUGCCUCCUUGGAUCUUACACUGACUUAUUAAUCUGUAAUAAUACUAAUAAAAGUUAACACUAAAAUAAAUAUAAGGCCUAGUAAAGAUUUUAUAACAGUUUAGUAAUUCAGUUUACCCAUGCUCUGCUUUUUAUUAAGCUAGAGAAGUAUUUUUUUAAAAUGUGAAAUAUAAUAUGGAACAAGCUCUUUCUUCUUCCUUUU